AAGCUUAGCGCGGGUUUCAUCCGUCGUUCGCGGCUUCUCCUGCAGUUGUGUAGGGAGUUUGCGUCAUUCUGCACUUUUAUAUUCUGUCUAGGUGUUCCUUUAGCCGCUUCUUGAGCUAACGUAAUAUCUUUAUUCGUCAUGAUGUAUGUGAUCAAGCGAGAUGGGCGCCAGGAGCGCGUCAUGUUUGAUAAAAUCACCUCUCGCAUCCAGAAGCUUUGCUAUGGCUUAAACUCUGAGUUUGUGGAUCCGGCUCAGAUCACGAUGAAGGUCAUCCAGGGCUUGUACAGCGGCGUGACCACAGUGGAGCUUGACACCCUGGCAGCUGAGAUUGCGGCCACCCUGACGACUAAAUACCCCGACUAUGCCAUUCUCGCUGCACGGAUUGCCGUCUCCAACUUGCACAAAGAGACAAAGAAAGUGUUCAGCGAGGUGAUGGAAGAUCUGUACAGCUAUGUCAACCCCCUGAACAAAUGCCACUCCCCCAUGAUCUCCAAAGAGACUCUUGACAUUGUUUUGGAGAACAAAGAUCGUCUAAACUCGGCCAUCAUUUUCGACAGAGAUUUCUCCUACAACUUCUUUGGUUUCAAGACGCUGGAGCGCUCCUACCUCUUGAAGAUAAAUGGCAAAGUGGCCGAACGCCCACAGCACAUGCUCAUGAGAGUGGCAGUUGGGAUCCAUGGGAGGAACAUAGACGCAGCGAUCGAGACCUACAACCUCUUGUCGGAGAAGUGGUUCACUCACGCCUCCCCGACCCUUUUCAACGCCGGCACCAACCGGCCGCAGCUCUCCAGCUGCUUCCUGCUUGCCAUGAAGGACGACAGCAUCGAGGGCAUUUAUGACACCCUGAAGCAAUGCGCCCUCAUCUCCAAAUCUGCUGGGGGCAUCGGAGUGGCGGUCAGCUGCAUCAGAUCAACUGGGAGCUACAUUGCCGGCACCAAUGGGAACUCAAACGGACUGGUCCCCAUGCUGAGAGUUUACAACAACACCGCUCGCUAUGUCGAUCAGGGGGGAAACAAGAGACCGGGAGCCUUCGCCAUGUACCUGGAGCCCUGGCACUUUGACGUGUUCGACUUCCUGGAGCUGAAGAAGAACACCGGAAAGGAAGAGCAGAGAGCCAGAGACCUUUUCUACGCCCUGUGGAUACCUGACCUGUUCAUGAAGAGAGUGGAGAGCAACCAGGACUGGUCCCUCAUGUGCCCGAACGAGUGUCCCGGUCUGGAUGAGUGCUGGGGGGUGGAGUUUGAGGAGCUGUACACUAAAUAUGAGAGGGAGGGGAGAGUAAAGCGUGUGGUGAAGGCCCAGCAGCUGUGGCAUGCAGUCAUCGAGUCCCAGACAGAAACCGGAACGCCUUACAUGUUGUACAAAGAUGCCUGCAACAAGAAGAGCAACCAGCAGAACCUGGGCACCAUCAAAUGCAGCAACCUCUGCACAGAAAUCGUGGAGUACACCAGCCACGACGAGGUGGCGGUCUGUAAUCUGGCCUCCAUCGCCCUCAACAUGUAUGUCACCCCGGAGCGGACAUUUGACUUUAAAAAACUAGCGUCUGUCACCAAAGUCAUCGUCAAAAACCUAAACAAGAUCAUCGACAUCAACUACUACCCCGUCCCUGAGGCAGAGAAGUCUAACAAGCGCCACAGACCAAUUGGAAUCGGCGUCCAAGGAUUAGCAGAUGCCUUCAUCCUGAUGCGUUACCCCUUUGAAAGUCCAGAGGCGCAGCUGCUGAACAUCCAGAUCUUUGAAACCAUUUACUACGCCGCCCUGGAGGCGAGCUGCGAGCUGGCGGCCGAGCUCGGACCGUACGAGACGUACGAUGGCUGCCCCGUCAGCAGGGGCGUCCUCCAGUACGACAUGUGGGAGAAGACGCCGACAGACCUGUGGGACUGGAAGCUGCUGAAGGAGAAGAUCGCCAAGCACGGCGUGAGGAACAGCCUGCUGCUCGCCCCCAUGCCCACAGCCUCCACCGCCCAAAUCCUGGGCAACAACGAGUCUAUCGAACCCUACACCAGCAACAUCUACACCCGCAGAGUUCUAUCGGGGGAGUUCCAGAUCGUCAACCCCCAUCUGCUGAAAGAUCUGACGGAGAGGGGGCUGUGGAGCGAAGAGAUGAAGAACAAGCUGAUCGGCAACAAUGGAUCCAUUCAGGACAUCGCUGAGAUUCCAAAUGACCUGAAGCAGCUGUACAAAACCGUGUGGGAGAUCUCUCAGAAGACCGUGCUGAAGAUGGCUGCCGACCGUGGCGCCUUCAUCGACCAAAGCCAGUCUCUGAACAUCCACAUCGCAGAGCCCAACUACGGCAAACUGACCAGCAUGCACUUCUACGGCUGGAAACAGGGUCUGAAGACGGGAAUGUACUAUUUGAGGACGAAGCCGGCCGCCAACCCCAUCCAGUUCACCCUGAACAAGGAGAAGCUGAAGGAGGGCCAGUCCAGCAAAAUGCCGGAGCAGGACGCUAAAGAGAGGAACACGGCGGCCAUGGUGUGCUCUCUGGAGAACCGAGACGACUGCCUCAUGUGUGGAUCCUAAAGCUGCUGUAGAAUUAAAUGCAUUUUAUGAAAUGCUGUUUCACCGUAGGUUAAUAAAAUGAUUUGUUAUUAAAGAAGUUUGAGAUUCUUGUGCAA
Oryzias latipes (Japanese medaka) is the source of this 2618-nucleotide messenger RNA. Its product is annotated as ribonucleoside-diphosphate reductase large subunit. Gene Ontology annotation, cellular component: ribonucleoside-diphosphate reductase complex. Gene Ontology annotation, biological process: deoxyribonucleotide biosynthetic process. Gene Ontology annotation, molecular function: ATP binding; ribonucleoside-diphosphate reductase activity, thioredoxin disulfide as acceptor. The record is from RefSeq and is a predicted model, not a curated record. Lineage: Eukaryota; Metazoa; Chordata; Actinopteri; Beloniformes; Adrianichthyidae.